This is a messenger RNA of Echinostoma caproni, 408 nucleotides long. Lineage: Eukaryota; Metazoa; Platyhelminthes; Trematoda; Plagiorchiida; Echinostomatidae. The record is from the annotation of a GenBank genome assembly.
AUGUCCUGGUUUUUAGGCGGAGUGAAAGCGAAAGUGAACUUGGUAAACACCGGACCAGUUGAGGAAAAUUUGGAUAAAACGACGGAAGCAGACAAACAAGAAACAACACUGAAUGGAGAAUUAGUAAAAUACGCGAACUCCCUUGCGUCAGGAAGAAACAAACCGUACAAGUUGAUCCACAUGAAAUUAAACAAGGAGGGGCAUCUGGAAGUAGAAAUGCAAUUUGAUGUGACUGGUGUGAAAUUUUCCCAAAAGAAGAAAGAUAUCAUACAACGACUACAACGCGUGGCUGAGCAGCACAAAUCCGUCUUUGUGAUGUCCGAUUUCGACAUUACAGGUAAUCCUACACAAUCCGAUAAACCGGCGGCAAUUUACGAGCUUCAGAAGCCUGAAAAGCCAUCAGAAUAA